Lepidothrix coronata (blue-crowned manakin) is the source of this 1413-nucleotide messenger RNA. RefSeq names its product LIM domain only 2 (gene LMO2). Gene Ontology annotation, biological process: positive regulation of transcription by RNA polymerase II. Gene Ontology annotation, cellular component: nucleus. NCBI's taxonomy places the organism in Eukaryota, Metazoa, Chordata, Aves, Passeriformes, Pipridae. The record is from RefSeq and is a predicted model, not a curated record. Gene Ontology annotation, molecular function: DNA-binding transcription factor binding; transcription coactivator activity. The coding region runs from base 171 to 647 and encodes 158 amino acids. The transcript is spliced from 3 exons.
GCGCGUGUUUGUGUCUGUGUGUCGGUGCUGCAGGAGGAAAUCCUGUGAAUGUCAUCGCGGGCCGGCGAGGGAGCGCGGCUGGAGACAAGGCUCCGCGGGCAGACACCCUGUGCGCAGCCGGCGGGGGCAGAGCCCACCACCGGCACGCCACAAAGGAACCGGCCCUGCCAAUGUCAUCGGCCAUCGAGAGGAAAAGCCUCGAUCCUUCCGAGGAGCCAGUGGAUGAAGUCCUCCAGAUCCCCCCUUCUCUGCUGACAUGUGGAGGGUGCCAGCAGAACAUUGGGGACCGGUAUUUCCUGAAGGCCAUCGAUCAGUACUGGCACGAGGACUGUCUGAGCUGCGACCUCUGUGGCUGCAGGCUCGGCGAGGUGGGGAGACGCCUCUACUACAAACUGGGUAGAAAGCUCUGCAGGAGGGACUAUCUCAGGCUCUUCGGCCAGGAUGGGCUCUGCGCCUCCUGCGACAAGCGAAUCCGGGCCUACGAGAUGACCAUGAGGGUGAAGGACAAGGUGUAUCACCUGGAAUGCUUCAAAUGCGCUGCCUGCCAGAAACACUUCUGUGUUGGGGACAGAUACCUCCUCAUCAACUCGGACAUAGUGUGUGAACAGGACAUCUACGAGUGGACUAAGAUCAAUGGGAUGAUCUAGCAAGGACGUGUCUCAGAGUCUGUCACAGACAUCUUGCGGGCGAUGCCGGUGCCCGGCUGCAGUGAGGAGAUCGACACUGGAGCUGUGGAAUUUAAAAGGGGGGGGAAACACCACGGAGUCGGCCCUUUGCAGGCAGUGCCACAUAGAAUGUAAACUACACAUAGGUGAAGGAGGGAGAGCAAAGCAAUAGUAGAUAGACUGACUUGUGGUGACCACAUGGACAGUAACUGACAUCAGCCACGGGGACAAACACAACUCCAUAACCAAUUCUCCCAGCUGGGAAAGAGUAGGGACUUCUGUAAAGAGAUGUUAUGAUGUCAUCACCUGCAGACUAGGAUUGUGCAAUUAAAUUUUCUUUUUGUCUUGUUUUAAUGAAUUAAGUUUAGACUACAGCUCCCAAAUUAGGUGUGAGGAGGAAUACUGGAAGGAAAGAACCAUCCCUGAUGUGGUCAUUCCACAUGGCCUUCCACUUUGGAUGGGAAAGAAAGCAGGAAGAGGGUGGGGGUUAUUUUUGCAUGGAUUUUUUGUUUUUCCUUUGGGAAUGAACAGUGCAUCCUCUAGUCCCAAACUCUUCUUUUAAAAAAUCCUGCUGAAUAGUUGUUUUCGGGCACUGCUGUUUUGAGAUGAGAUGUUCCCCAGAUCAUUUCUAUACAAAUAUAAAUCUAAAGAGUUGUUCAACUAUUUUAUUAACUUAGAUUAUAUCAAUAAAAUAUUCGUUGUGUGUAGUAAGACUCUGCAGCUUUAAUAAAAAUAAUAGAAGAAUUAA